This is a messenger RNA of Sardina pilchardus (European sardine), 1282 nucleotides long. It is a transcript of the gene slc25a5, whose product is annotated as solute carrier family 25 member 5. The transcript has 4 exons. Gene Ontology annotation, cellular component: mitochondrial inner membrane. NCBI's taxonomy places the organism in Eukaryota, Metazoa, Chordata, Actinopteri, Clupeiformes, Clupeidae. Gene Ontology annotation, molecular function: ATP:ADP antiporter activity. The record is from RefSeq and is a predicted model, not a curated record. The coding region runs from base 90 to 992 and encodes 300 amino acids. Gene Ontology annotation, biological process: mitochondrial ATP transmembrane transport; mitochondrial ADP transmembrane transport; negative regulation of mitochondrial outer membrane permeabilization involved in apoptotic signaling pathway.
CGGCCAUUUCGACUGAGCCGGCAGACCAGCCCAGAGUCGAGGCGAAGGAACAUUGCCCUGUGUCGAGGUUAAUCUGAAAUCGCCCGAAAAUGAGUAACGACACCAUGCUGAUGUCCUUCGCCAAGGACUUCUUGGCUGGAGGUAUUGCUGCUGCCAUCUCCAAAACAGCUGUUGCUCCCAUUGAGAGAGUGAAGCUGCUUCUUCAGGUGCAACAUGCAAGCAAACAGAUCACCGCGGACAUGCAGUACAAGGGAAUCGUGGACUGCAUAACCCGUAUCCCCAAGGAACAGGGCUUCCUGUCCUUCUGGAGAGGUAACCUUGCCAACGUCAUCAGAUACUUCCCCACUCAGGCCCUCAACUUUGCCUUCAAGGACAAGUACAAGAAGAUCUUCCUUGAUGGUGUUGACAAGCGCACCCAGUUCUGGAGAUACUUUGCCGGUAACCUGGCUUCUGGUGGUGCUGCUGGAGCCACUUCCCUGUGCUUCGUCUAUCCCCUCGACUUUGCCAGAACCCGUCUUGCCGCUGAUGUUGGUAAGGCCGGAGCUACAAGAGAGUUCAAUGGCUUGGCCGACUGCUUGGCGAAGGUCUUCAGGUCAGAUGGCCUGAAGGGUCUGUACCAGGGCUUCGGGGUCUCUGUUCAGGGCAUUAUCAUCUACAGAGCAGCCUACUUCGGCAUUUACGACACCGCUAAGGGUAUGCUGCCCGAUCCCAAGAACACUCACAUUGUGGUCAGUUGGGCAAUUGCUCAGACUGUAACCGCUGUUGCUGGUCUUACAUCCUAUCCCUUCGACACCGUUCGUCGUCGUAUGAUGAUGCAGUCUGGACGCAAAGGAGCUGAUAUCAUGUACACUGGCACAAUGGACUGCUGGAGGAAGAUUGCACGUGAUGAGGGCGGCAAGGCCUUCUUCAAGGGAGCUUGGUCCAAUGUUCUGCGAGGCAUGGGCGGUGCCUUCGUACUGGUCUUGUAUGAUGAGCUGAAGAAAGUCCUCUAAACCCUUUUCUAUGUCCACCAUAAAUGUUGUGAGGUGUCUGUAACAUAUCUUGUACAUUUGGAAGGACUGUCAAAUUCCGCCUUAUUUAUAGGGACCAACUAGUAUGUUUACUAGUUGUACUGGGGGAAUUGGUUUUUCUCUGUCAUUUUGGCCCCUUUUUUCUUUUCUGUUUGGUUCCCCAUUCACAUUGUCAUUCCCAGGAUUAAGCAACCACGCCGGGUACUCCAACCUUGUCAUCCAGCCGGUCUGUUUUUAGUCAUCACUUUAAUAAAGACAACCUACUGAACCUA